AUGCACAGGCUGCACAAAAAGCGACAGCCCGACUUCGACCUCAGCAUUCAUGGCGAUGAGCUCGAGCAGGGCAGGAUACUAUUGGAACACACUUUGCAGCACGCCGACCUCUCCUUCCACUUGUCAUCUACGCCGGACACAGCGUCUCAAGGCGACCGAGAGUCGCUCGAAUAUCCCAGACACGCAUCAGAGCCCGUCGCCCUCCGUGACUUUGCAUCGUUUGAACAGAGGUCCAGGAUAUACUUUGACGAGGAAGGCGAGCAUAGCCCCAUUCACCCUUGGUCUUAUCGAACGGCGGACGAUGAAGAGGGCGUUAAUCCGUACGGUGGAGAGACGAUGUCGACGGCGGCCCACCAUGCAAGCAAUCUCACCCUCGGUGCUGGACUUGGUGGUCGAGGUUACCGACACGACAUUAGCAUGAGUGGCGCGGAGUACGACCCAGAUCGACCAUUACGGGACAUUUUACCCGCCGUUGCUAGUCAUAUCAGUGCAUUCGGCCACGAGACAUCGCGCUCGCGGUAUCCUGGAAUGGGGAGCGUUGACGCCGAUCCCGUGGUAAUUGAUGACACGGCAGAACUCGAUCGCCUACUUCAGUCAGGGCAUGCUGCGACGCCGCGAUCUGCGCACGUUAGCUCUCGCGCACCGUCAGAAUGCCCCUCAGAUACAGAAUCUGUGACUAGUCGUCCAAAGCUCUCGGAGGCUCUCCGCAGAGUGUCCUUUUCCCCCAGACGCCCUCGCACCGUGCAAGGCAACAUAUCUCCAUCCCAUUCCGUUGACUCAAAUCAGAAACAUUCCCCAAUGAAACCUUCUCAUCGACCCCCUUCCCGCGUUCCCCCAUCACCCUUUGCGUCCCGACAACGCAAAUCACCGCACACUUCCAGAACGAAUUCCCAAGCGAAAACGCCUCUAAUCAACGUCGUCGGUGCUUCCCCCGGACCCACACGCCCCAGCCCUCGAAGGCCAGUAACGCGUGACACGAGCAACGUACUCAAUUCUAGUCGCGUCUCUGAACGAGGGAAGAUGUACCUACCUGACGUAACUGGUAUAACGAACGCAGUCGAGUCUCCAGCUCGUCCACACAUGUCUUACUAUCGCUAUGAAGGUGAUGGCAAGCCUCGUGAGGUAGAUGUGUACUUCAUCACCGCCCUGAACGAAGUUCAAGCCAAACUCUAUAGAUUGGACGAAGAGAAUGGCAUCUCGCGUAGAAGGGUCAGAGAACUAGAGAUGGAAUUGGAGGUUUGCAAGCGGGAAGUUGCCAGAGAGCGGACACGAGUCUUGGAAAGGGAGGAGAUGCUUGUACAGCACAAGGUUGAGUCGGAGCGGAGACAGGCGAAAGAUAAGGGGAAACAAAGGGAACAAGACGAUCUUGAAGUUGUCGAACGGCGUUACAGGGAAGCGGUAGAAGAGAAGAAAGCACUCGAAUCUCUCAUAUCGACGUUGCGUUCUCAUCUUACACGGCUGACCAGCGAACUUGCCGACCACAAGCAAAUCCUAACCGAGCUACGAGAGAUGCGCGAGGCUGAUACACGCGCUAUGCAGGACAAAGGUAGUGAAAUCGAGCAUCUUAAGCAAGAGGUCGAGCGCCUGGCUGGCGAGGUUGAAGUCCUUCGGGGCGUGGUGGAGGAAGGGCUGAAAGAAAGGAGAGAGAGCGGGCGGAGCCGGAUCCUUGCAGAAGGCGAAUCGAUGCAUGAAGAUGGCGACCCUCCUGUGGAACAGGAAGAGACACAUACUUCUCGCGGAGACGAUGACAACGACCGGACAUCCAUCAUGGGGCCAUCCCGCGCAAAUCCUCUGGACAGGACCAUCCGCACUGAUCACGCUACUGCGGGCACAUCGAGUCUGGGUGCCUCUGCCUCGACCCCCUUCAUAACCGAUGAGGUACUUCAGCAAAUAUCGAUGGAAAUAGAGGAGCGGCGGUCUGAGCGCUCUCGUACGUCGGUAUCCUCUUCCGACGACUCGCCUUCACAUGGCUCCCUUCGCAAGUCCAUUUCGGAAAGGCACUCUCAAAUCCACUCGGGUAUUCACUCGCAUCCUCCCUCGCCCUCCCCUAUGGGCAGGAGCGGCAGUAUGCUUCUCGGACUCGACGGCGAUGAUUCAGAGCUAGAUGAACCGACGUCCCCUCCAAGAAUCAGAAACCCAGAUAUCUUGGAAGCGCGCCGAAGCACGCCGAUGCCCAACCCUCGCACAAGCACUCUCCUUGAGGUCGACGAGGAUGAAUCAGAACCAGAUGAACCAGUGUCCCCUCCAAGAAUCAGAAAUCUAGAAGUCUUGGAAGCGCCCCGAAGCACGCCAAUGCCAAAUCUCUGUACAAGCACUCAACCCUCACGAUCCGCCGCCCCGACUCCAGCGCACGCCAUCCGCUCUAGAACGCCACCAACAGAAGAAGAGACACCUUUCCCCCAGAUACGUGGGGAACGGAUGGAGCGCCUGUUCUUCUCUGCUCCUGUGCACAACGCCAAGACGUGUACGAUGUGUCGCCGCGAGGGGCGAAGAGUGAAUGGGCAUGUACACGAAGAGCGGCCCCCAUCACCGCUGUGGUCAAUUCGUCCGAGGGUUCGGGAGCGCAGAAUGGACGAAUCUGACGAAGAUGAAGGGUUCGAAGAAGGAGAGGAGGAGGAGCCUCGUCGUAGAGUCGAUGCCAGCGGCAAGGCACCCGCUGCACAUGGCCAGCCCUCCGCCCCUCAACGACAGCGCCCAGAAACGUCCAAGAAUCCUUUGCCUCCUCAGACUACACUUACACAGGUCAUCAGAGAACUAGAAGACGACUUUACGCAUUACAAAAGUAUCUAUGUCGAACUUGCUGACCAGUACAAGGACAUGGACCCGGUGUCGAAUGUGCGCAAGCGAAACAUGCUAGCGCAGCACUUGCAUGAAGUUGUGGAUACUAUGGAGCAGAAGGGAGACCAGAUUGCGAAACUAUAUAGUUUGUUGACAUUCAAAGAUACACCGGCUACGGGGGCGCAGCUACGGAGGAGGUCGUAG
Messenger RNA from Pleurotus ostreatus (oyster mushroom), 2982 nucleotides. RefSeq lists its product as uncharacterized. Bases 1 to 2982 code for a protein of 993 amino acids. The transcript has 6 exons. Gene Ontology annotation, molecular function: microtubule binding. Lineage: Eukaryota; Fungi; Basidiomycota; Agaricomycetes; Agaricales; Pleurotaceae. The record is from RefSeq and is a predicted model, not a curated record.